This is a messenger RNA of Culex quinquefasciatus (southern house mosquito), 1953 nucleotides long. RefSeq lists its product as uncharacterized. NCBI's taxonomy places the organism in Eukaryota, Metazoa, Arthropoda, Insecta, Diptera, Culicidae. The record is from RefSeq and is a predicted model, not a curated record. The transcript has 5 exons. The coding region runs from base 1 to 1953 and encodes 650 amino acids.
AUGGCCGUACGAAGUACCUGCUUCCAGCACAACCUCCGAGACAAGUACACCUGGAGAUCACCGCAAGGAACGGAAUCACAAAUCGACCACGUCGUAAUCGACGGUAGACACUUUUCCGACAUCAUCGACGUCAGGACCUAUCGCGGCGCCAACGUCGACUCGGACCACUAUCUGGUGAUGGUGAAAAUGCGCCAACGACUUUCCCUGGCGAAAAGCGUUCGGUACCGCCGCCCUCCGCGGUUGGAUCUGGAGCGGCUUAAGUUACCGGAAGUCGCAUCCCGGUACGCGCAUUCGCUGGAGGCUGCGUUGCCAGGGAGGGUGAGCUGUUGGAAGCUCCUCGAGGACUGCUGGAGGAGCGUCAAGGCAGCCAUCACCAACGCAGCGGAAAGCACCAUCGGAUUUGUGGAACGAGGACGACGGAACGAUUGGUUCGACGAGGAGUGUCGAGCGAUUUUGGAGGAGAAGAAUGCAGCACGGAGGGCAAUGCUGCAGUACAAUCUCCGUGAUUACGAGGAGGCGUAUGGACAGAAGCGAAGGCAGCAGCACCAGCUCUUCCGAGCAAAAGUGCGCCACCAGGAAGAGUUGGAGUUUGAGGACAUGGAGCAGCUGCAUCGCUCAAACGAAACGCGCAAGUUCUACAAGAAGCUCAACGGAUCCCGAAACGGCUUCACGCCGCGAGUCGAAAUGUGCCGGGAUAAAAAUGGAGCUAUCUUGACGAACGAGCGUGAGGUGAUUGACAGGUGGAAGCAGCACUUCGAUGAACACCUGAAUAGCGCAGAAGCAGAGGCAGGGGUCCAAGGCGGCAGGAGAGAGGACUUCAUCGGUACAGCGGGAGAAGGAGAGGAGCCAGUUCCCACGAUGAGGGAAGUUAAGGAUGCCAUCAAGAAGCUGAAGAACAACAAAGCAGCGGGUAAGGAUGGUAUCGGUGCUGAACUCAUCAAGAUGGGCCCGGAGAAGCUGGCGUCCUGUCUGCACCGACUGAUAGUCAGGGUCUGGGAGUCAGAACAGCUACCGGAGGAGUGGAAAGAGGGAGUAAUAUGCCCGAUCUACAAGAAGGGGGACAAGUUAGAUUGUGAGAACUACCGUGCCAUCACAAUCCUCAACGCGGCCUACAAAGUGUUCUCCCAGAUCCUCUUCAGCCGCCUAUCGCCAAUAGCGGAAGGUUUUGUUGGAAGUUAUCAAGCCGGAUUCGUCAUGGGAGAUCAACAACCGACCAAAUCUUCACUGUGCGACAAAUCCUCCAAAAGUGUCGCGACCGCGUACGACUCAGUCGAUCGCGAAGAGCUAUGGAAAAUUAUGGACGAGAACGGUUUUCCCGGGAAGCUGAUCAGACUGAUCAAGAUGACGAUGGAUGGGGCUAGCAAGUCCAACCAGUUCAUCUGCUUCGCCGACGACAUGGACAUUGUUGGCAGAACGUUCAAGGCGGUUGCGGAUGCGUACACCGACUUGAAGCGGGAAGCAGAGAAGUGUUCCAUCUACAAGUCGCUGAUAAGACCGGUCGUCCUCUACGGGCACGAGACGUGGACAAUGCUCGAAGAGGACUUACGAGCGCUAAGCGUCUUCGAACGUCGAGUGCUAAGGACCAUCUUUGGCGGCGUAUAUGAGAACGACGGAUGGCGGCGGAGAAUGAACCACGAACUUGCACAACUCUACAACGAACCAAGCAUCCGGAAAGUCGCGAAGGCUGGACGGUUGCAGUGGGCGGGUCAUGUUGCAAGGAUGCCGGAACGAGCCGACCACUUGAGCCAACGGAACCAGAAGAUCAAUCCUGCGAAGUUGGUGUUUGUGUCGGAGCCGGUAGGAACAAGACGUAGGGGGGUGCAACGUGCGAGGUGGGUGGACCAAGUGGAGAGCGAUUUAGAAAGUGUGGGUGCGCCGCGAAAUUGGAGAAAUGCAGCCAUGGACCGAGCUUGUUGGCGGAGAAUCGUGCAGCAGGCCAAGCUAAUGGUGUAG